Molecule: messenger RNA, 867 nt
Organism: Phytophthora nicotianae INRA-310
Lineage: Eukaryota; Oomycota; Peronosporomycetes; Peronosporales; Peronosporaceae
Exons: 3
Coding region: 48-776 (242 amino acids)
Source: RefSeq, a predicted model, not a curated record
CUCCAAGAGCACCAAGUCUCCUCUCAACACCAACUCCCUCUUAUAUCAUGGCGACCACCAAGAAAACAGUCCUCAUCACGGGAAGCACACGCAGUAUUGGCCUCUCACUAGCCGAGUACUACACCAAGGAAGACUGGAACGUCAUUGGAACGGCGCGGCCCAACAGCAACACCGACCAGCUCAACGCUCUAUCACCAUUUAAAGUGGUGACACUGAACACAAGUGACGAAUCCUCCAUGCUCGAAGCUGCACGCCAACUGGAAGGCGUGCCUAUUGACCUCCUCAUCAACAACGCCGGCAUUUGGGAACCCGACACGUUCGAAUCGGCCACCAAGGAGGCAUUCAUGCGUCAGUUCGAAGUGAAUGCGGUGGGUCCGUUCCUCACGACGCGAGCGCUACUACCGAACCUGGAGCUUGCGGCCAAGAAGAAUGGGUUUGCCUAUGUCGCACAGGUGACGUCUCUCCUGGGAAGCAUCGGCAGCAACACCGCGGAAAUGGCUGGAUUCUUCAGCAAAUCGUUCGGAUACGCUCCCUCCAAGGCUGCUCUCAACAUGGUCACUCGCUCGAUGGCUGUCCAGCUACGCGAGAAAAGCAUUGGAUUCGUGACUCUGAACCCUGGAUAUGUGGCCACCGACAUGAACGAGCACCAAGGCUACCUGACACCUUCGGAUUCGGCGGAGUCCAUGGCGAAGAUCGUGGCGAAGUUGUCAAUUGAGGACACGGGCAAGUUCUUCAAUGGGGACAAGACGUACCCAGCUGUCGAGCUUCCAUGGUAAAAGCACGAAAACCAAUAUUUCAGAAGUAUCGGGACCUAUUUUCGCGAAAUCUUCAUUAUAAUUUCUGGAAUAACAAUUGUUGACAAUCAUA